UUAAAGUCCCGCUUUAUUGACUCCUGUUAUCUCAUCAAGAAUAUAGAGUUAUCUGCCCUUCGCCUCACUUCCCACCAAAUAUUUAUUUCUGUGCAAAAUGGCAAACUUGUUGGAAGCGAUAAAGUACGAGCGAGGCAGCUUAAAGAUCCUAGAUCAAACCUUGUUGCCAGAAAGUUUCGAUUAUAUAACACUUAAGAAUACAGACGAUGCUUGGCAUGCUAUAAAAGAUAUGAAGGUGCGGGGAGCUCCGGCUAUUGCUAUCACUGGUUGCUUGUCACUGGCCGUUGAGCUCUUCAACUCCAAGACCAGUUUCCAAACCACAGAAAAGCUGUGUGAAUUCAUUGGGAAUCGGCUGAAGUAUUUAGUCAGUGCCAGACCAACAGCUGUGAACAUGAAGGAAGCGGCAUCUCGUCUGUCUUUGUUAGCAGAACAACUGUCAACAUCAGAGAAAACAACCACUGUACAUGAUGUAAUGGACAGGAUCACUGCUGAAAUUGAAGAAAUGUUGGAUAAAGACAUCACUGACAAUAAAAACAUUGGCAGAAUUGGUGCCGAGAAGAUCCUGGCAGACAACAACAAUUGUCCAGUGUCUGUGGUCACACAUUGUAACACAGGUUCUUUGGCCACGGCUGGUUAUGGUACAGCUUUAGGGGUCAUCCGUAGUUUGCAUGAGAAGAUGAUGUUGAAGCAUGUUUACUGCACCGAGACACGUCCCUAUAACCAGGGUUCACGCCUGACAGCCUUCGAGAUAAAACACGAACAAAUGCCUGGCACUUUGGUCUGUGACAGCAUGGUGGCAAUGUUGAUGAAAGAGAAGAAUAUAGCCGCAGUGGUUGUGGGAGCUGACCGGGUUGUCGCCAACGGAGACACGGCUAACAAGAUUGGAACUUAUCAGCUGGCCAUUGUUGCCAAGUACCAUGGGGUUCCGUUCUAUGUAGCGGCACCCAGCACGUCAUGUGACAUGGAACUGAAAUCUGGAACAGAGAUUGUCAUUGAAGAGAGAAAUUCCAAGGAGAUGACAAGCAUCAAAGGGAUUGCUACUGCUCCCAAAGACAUGUCAUGCUGGAAUCCUGCCUUUGAUAUAACCCCUUCUGAACUGAUUACUGGCGGCAUCAUAACAGAAUUUGGACUUUUCAAGCCAUCACAGCUGGAAACUGAACUGGAAUCGGUACUUACAACUCAAAAGAAGAAAAAGCUUAAAGACUAACCAAUUCUUUCAGGUAGUUUGUGUUCGUGGUCCCUGCAAGAUCCCUGACUGUGGAUUUCUGAGUACAGCAGAUUGCGGAAAGUUAAACUUGGUUGUCAUUCAGGUUUUUGUAAACUUCGAAGUGGUUCAUUGCAUGAUGGAAUAUGACUAUUAAUAUAUCCCAGGUAUUAGGGCAACCAGCUGGCAGAAUCAUUAACAUGCCGGACAAAAUGCUUAGCAGCAUAUCAUCUGUUGUUACGUUCUGAGUUCAAAUUCUGCCGGGGCCAACUUUACCUUUCAUCCUUUCAGGGUCGAUAAAGUAAGUACCAGUUGAACAUUAGGGUUGUUAUAGUUGAUUAAUCCCAUCUCCUGAAAUUGCUGGACUCGUGCCAAAUUUUUUGACCAUUUUUAUAAUUAUACUUACUAGCUGGACCCGUGAAAAAUUCAUGGAAAGUGUAUUGGUGCCAUGAGAAAUGUUUGGGGUCGGGCAAAAGUAGAUAUACAGUUGUUUAACCCUUCAGCAUUCAGAUUAUUCUAUCAAAUGUAAUAUUUUUUUUAUUCAUGUUGCUUUGAAUUUAUCCUGAAAUUAUCUUGUAGCUUCAAGAUUUCGGUUAUGUGACCGUAUAUUCUUUAGACGAACAUUGGAGGAUAGGUGUGAGAGACCAAAUCUGGCCAGUUUCAACAUAAAACAAAGUAAAAUGUUUUGGCCGGAUAUGGCUGGUUUCAAUGCUCAAGGGUUAAUAGAGCUGGAAUGUUCUUUUCAUUUUUAGGAUAAGAAUUCUAUGAUCCAUGUUCAGAAAGAAUUAGAAAGAACAUACUUAGAGCAUAAAAUUCAUAGCCCUAAAAAAAAAAGAAAUAGAGAAAUGAAAAGAACAUUCUGUUCAUUAAGCAUCUGUAUACCUACUUUUGCUCACCCCUGUAUAUUGAAUCUGUUAAUCUUUCGUUAUCUCCUUUGACGACCAUAUUUCUGAACUUAAAUACAUCAUCAGUUAAUGUUUGUUUUUCCAUACUGGCAUGGGCUGAAGGGUUUGACAGCGACUGGAGAGCUGCACCAGGCUACAAUUGUCUGUUAUGGCAUGCUUUCUGUGGCUGAUAAAACUGAAAUAACACUGAUCAUUAGAAAAACAUUUUGUUAAACUGAAAGAAUUGUCCACUACCUUGUUGUUGGUAAGGGACCUUAUGUGGUGACCAACUCCCUGUUAGUCUCGCUAGGGACCCCGUCACCAAUGUCAUGACCUAUUGGAGGAGGACUUCACUCUGGUUGAGCCGUGCCUGCUUUGUCCCCAACACUUCUCAAGCCCUAUCUCCUGGGGUUUCCAUCUGAUAAACAGGCACAAGAGAAAACCUGUCUACCAGCGCAGCAAAAAAAAGUGGCCACCUACAUUCGAUUAGGUGCCAUGUUA
Molecule: messenger RNA, 2589 nt
Organism: Octopus bimaculoides (California two-spot octopus)
Lineage: Eukaryota; Metazoa; Mollusca; Cephalopoda; Octopoda; Octopodidae
Product: methylthioribose-1-phosphate isomerase
Molecular function (GO): S-methyl-5-thioribose-1-phosphate isomerase activity
Source: RefSeq, a predicted model, not a curated record